Molecule: messenger RNA, 840 nt
Organism: Aspergillus aculeatinus CBS 121060
Lineage: Eukaryota; Fungi; Ascomycota; Eurotiomycetes; Eurotiales; Aspergillaceae
Product: VanZ family protein
Exons: 2
Coding region: 1-648 (215 amino acids)
Source: RefSeq, a predicted model, not a curated record
AUGCGAAUCCGCUAUCCUUUUGCGGGCGCCUUUGUCUUCCUCCUCAUCCUGGCCGCCUACAUCGGCCUCCUCCCCCACAGCGACUCGUCCAGCAUACCGUUCCAGCUGCAACCGAAUGACAAAUUCCUGCAUGUCGUGACCUUCUUCCUCCUGUCGCUCGUCUUCUACUGGAUCCCCGACACCUCGCGCCGCCGCACCCUGCACCUAACCCUCGUCGUGUGCACCCUCAUCCUGGGCAUCGGCUCCGAGAUCGUCCAGGGCCUGCUCCCCAACGGCCGCACCUUCGACCCCUUCGACCUCCUCGCCAACAUCGUCGGCAGCCUGGGCGCCGUCGGCCUGUGCAGCUGGUACCAUCGCCGCAUGCUCGACCGGCGCCGCAAGGCCCGCUUCGGCAGCCUGGGCGGCGGCGACGGCGCCGACGACGACGUGGAGCUGGGGCUUGCCGGCAGCGGCGGCCACCACCUCGAUGACGACCAUGACGGCCUCGGCCCGCAGGAGACCGGCGUCCUGAACCUGGAGCAGGAGGUGGACAACUGGGACGAGAACGCCGUGGACAAUUGGGACACGGAAGAUGGGCCGGACGAGCUAGGCGGGACCGCCGGGUCUUCGCCCGGGGAGGCCGGGGAUGGGAAGAAGCGGAGUGAUUGAUUUUUUUUGAUCGCUGGAAAAUUGAUUGAUUGGGAUGGGUCGGUUGGCUGAACUGAUUGACCAUACAAUUGUGUGAUAUCUCUUCCUUUCAACUUUACCAAUCGAUCGAUCAGUCUCCCCCAACUAUCUCUUCCCAACCCAAAUCCAACCCUCGUGCCGGUAGGGUCUGCAACCUGCAACUGGAACCUUCAC